Messenger RNA from Melospiza georgiana, 1028 nucleotides. RefSeq names its product plasmolipin (gene PLLP). The transcript has 4 exons. Gene Ontology annotation, biological process: myelination. Gene Ontology annotation, cellular component: membrane. The coding region runs from base 13 to 534 and encodes 173 amino acids. Gene Ontology annotation, molecular function: structural constituent of myelin sheath. Lineage: Eukaryota; Metazoa; Chordata; Aves; Passeriformes; Passerellidae. The record is from RefSeq and is a predicted model, not a curated record.
CCGGUGCGCGGCAUGGCGGGGCUGCCCGGCGCCGCCAGAGCCCGGAGCGCCUCCCCGGGCUCCCCCCCGGCCCUGGACGGCUCCUUCCUGCUCUCGCCGCUCGGGGGGCUGAUGUGCGCCCAGGCCGUGCUCGGUUUGCUGGUGUGGUCUCUCAUCGCUGCCACAACGUACCACCUGCACGCGGCCUACGGCUGGGUGAUGUUCGUGUCCCUCUUCUUCUGGAUACUAACGCUCCUUUUCUUGGUGAUUUACCUCCUGCAGCUUCACCAGAAGUUCUACAUGGUCCCCUGGCCCCUCGUGCUGAUGAUCUGCAACGCCGUGGCCACCGUGCUGUACAUCACGGCCUUCGUGACGUGCGCGGCCGCCGUGCAGCCCACGUCCUGGCGGCAGUGGGACUACAACCGGCGAGCCGCCGCCUCCUUCUUCGCCUGUGUCACCAUGAUCACCUACGGGGUGAGCACCUUCUUCAGCUUCCGCGCCUGGAAGGGGCUGGGCAGCAACGCGGCCACCAGCCAAGUGAGCGACCACGCGUGAGGAGGAGUGGGCAGCAGAGCCCGGCCACCCUGGGGCCACCCCGUGCCAGGCUCGGAGCCUCGUGUGCCACCAGGGCCCGCUCUGGGAGCAGCCUGGGCUGGCAGCAGCGCUCAGCACUGGCUCACGUGGAUGCUGCCCUGUGGUUUCUGAGGAUGCUCCCAGCUGAUGUGCCCACAGCACAACACGGACUCGCUGGGGCUGCAGCUCCUGCUCAUCCCCGGGGCUCACCUGGAUCCUCACCAGAGCAGCUCCGCUCAGGGGGCUCAGCCAGUCUGGCACAGUGCAAUACUAAAACUGACUAACCCAAGCCCAGGCUCCCCUCUCUGCUCAUUCACAGCUGCAGUGUAAGUAAUGCAAUUAACAGGGUGCAGAAACAGCGGCAGAGCUGGAAGAUGAGAAGUGAAGCAAGGGAAGCAGUCGUAACUGCUCUUCUAUUGAUUUCUAACAAUUUGAAUAGAGAUUUUAUGCUUUAAAUAAAAACAUUCCUGAAUCCA